Messenger RNA from Myotis brandtii (Brandt's bat), 7845 nucleotides. RefSeq names its product sodium channel, voltage gated, type V alpha subunit (gene SCN5A). Gene Ontology annotation, molecular function: voltage-gated sodium channel activity involved in cardiac muscle cell action potential. Gene Ontology annotation, cellular component: axon; plasma membrane; voltage-gated sodium channel complex. The record is from RefSeq and is a predicted model, not a curated record. NCBI's taxonomy places the organism in Eukaryota, Metazoa, Chordata, Mammalia, Chiroptera, Vespertilionidae. Gene Ontology annotation, biological process: membrane depolarization during action potential; neuronal action potential; regulation of heart rate.
CGCAGGCGGCCGGAGGACAGCCUGGGCCCCAGAAGCAGGAUGAGAAGAUGGCAGACGUCCUGGUACCUCGGGGCCCCAGCAGCUUCCACAGGUUCACCCGGGAGUCUCUGGCGGCCAUCGAGAAGCGCAUGGCGGAGAAGCAAGCCCGGGGCUCGGCCACCCUGCAGGAGAGCCGGGACGGGCUGCCCGAGGAGGAGGCUCUCCAACCCCAGCUGGACCUGCAGGCCUCGAAAAAGCUGCCGGAUCUCUACGGCAACCCGCCCCGAGAGCUCCUCGGGGAGCCCCUGGAGGACUUGGACCCCUUCUAUAGCACCCAAAAGACCUUCAUCGUGCUGAAUAAAGGCAAGACCAUCUUCCGGUUCAGUGCCACCAACGCCUUGUACGUCCUCAGCCCCUUCCACCCCAUCCGGAGAGUGGCCGUGAAGAUCCUGGUUCAUUCGCUCUUCAGCAUGCUCAUCAUGUGCACCAUCCUGACCAACUGCGUGUUCAUGGCCCAGCACGACCCUCCACCCUGGACCAAGUAUGUCGAGUACACCUUCACUGCCAUUUACACCUUUGAGUCUCUGGUCAAGAUACUGGCCCGAGGCUUCUGCCUGCAUGCGUUCACCUUCCUUCGGGACCCGUGGAACUGGCUGGACUUCAGCGUGAUUAUCAUGGCAUACACAACUGAAUUUGUGGACCUGGGCAAUGUCUCAGCUUUACGCACCUUCCGAGUCCUCCGGGCCCUGAAAACUAUAUCAGUCAUUUCAGGCCUGAAGACCAUUGUGGGGGCGCUGAUCCAGUCCGUGAAGAAGCUGGCCGAUGUGAUGGUCCUCACCGUCUUCUGCCUCAGCGUCUUCGCCCUCAUCGGCCUGCAGCUCUUCAUGGGCAACCUGAGACACAAGUGCGUGCGCAACUUCACGGAGCUCAACGACACCAAUGGCUCCGUGGAGGCCGGCGGCCAGGUCUGGGACUCGCUGGACCUCUACCUCAACGAUCCAGAAAAUUACAUGCUCAAGAACGGCACCAGCGACGUGUUACUGUGUGGGAACAGCUCUGACGCCGGGACGUGUCCCGAGGGCUACCGGUGCCUGAAGGCAGGCGAGAACCCCGACCACGGCUACACCAGCUUCGACUCCUUCGCCUGGGCCUUCCUGGCCCUCUUCCGCCUGAUGACGCAGGACUGCUGGGAGCGCCUCUACCAGCAGACCCUGAGGUCCGCAGGGAAGAUCUACAUGAUCUUCUUCAUGCUUGUCAUCUUCCUGGGCUCCUUCUACCUGGUGAACCUGAUCCUGGCUGUGGUCGCCAUGGCCUACGAGGAGCAAAACCAAGCCACCAUCGCUGAGACGGAGGAGAAGGAAAAACGAUUCCAGGAGGCCAUGGAGAUGCUCAAGAAAGAGCAGGAGGCCCUCACCAUCAGGGGUGUGGACAGCGUGUCCCGCAGCUCCUUGGAGAUGUCUCCUCUGCCCCCAGUCACCGCCCACGAGAAAAGGAGCAAGAGGGGGAAACGAUUGUCUUCGGGGACGGAGGAGUGUGGGGAUGAUAGGCUUCCCAAGUCGGACUCGGAGGAUGGCCCCAGAGCAAUGAACCACCUCGGCCUCACCCAGGGCCUCAACAGGACCUCCGUGAAGUCAUACUCCAGGCGAGGGAGCAUUUUCACCUUUCGCCGGCGAGAUACGGGGUCGGAGACAGAUUUUGCCGAUGAUGAAAACAGCACGGCGGGGGACAGCGAGAGCCACCGCACGUCACUGCUGGUGCCCUGGUCCCUGCGCAGGCCUAGUGUCCAGGCACAGCCCAGUCCUGGGACCUCAGCUCCCAGCCACGCCCUCAAUGGCAAAAGGAACAGCACCAUCGAUUGCAAUGGGGUGGUCUCCUUGCUGGGGGCAGGCGACCCUGAGGCCACCUCCCCAGGGAGCCACCUCCUCCGCCCCAUGAUGCUGGAGCGCCCCCCAGACACGACCACUCCGUCGGAGGAGCCAGGCAGACCCCAGAUGCUGACGCCCCCGGCUCCGUGCAUGGAUGGCUUCGAGGGGCCAGGAGAGCGGCAGCGGGCCCUCAGCGCAGUCAGCGUCCUCACCAGCGCCCUGGAAGAACUGGAGGAGUCUCACCGCAAGUGCCCGCCAUGCUGGAACCACUUCGCCGAGCGCUACCUGAUCUGGGAUUGCUGCCCCCUGUGGAUGUCCAUCAAGCAGAAAGUGAAGUUCAUGGUCAUGGACCCCUUCGCCGACCUCACCAUCACCAUGUGCAUCGUGCUGAACACGCUCUUCAUGGCCCUGGAGCACUACAACAUGACGACGGAAUUUGAGGAGAUGCUGCAGGUCGGAAACCUGGUCUUCACCGGGAUCUUCACCGCAGAGAUGACCUUCAAGAUCAUCGCUCUCGACCCCUACUACUACUUCCAGCAGGGCUGGAACAUCUUCGACAGCAUCAUCGUCAUCCUCAGCCUCAUGGAGCUGGGCCUGUCCCGCAUGGGCAACCUGUCGGUGCUGCGCUCCUUCCGCCUGCUGCGGGUCUUCAAGCUGGCCAAAUCAUGGCCCACGCUGAACACACUCAUCAAGAUCAUCGGCAACUCGGUGGGGGCCCUGGGGAACCUGACGCUGGUGCUGGCCAUCAUCGUGUUCAUCUUCGCCGUGGUGGGCAUGCAGCUCUUCGGCAAAAACUACUCAGAGCUGAGGCACCGCAUCAGCGACCCGGGCCUGCUGCCCCGCUGGCACAUGAUGGACUUCUUCCAUGCCUUUCUCAUCAUCUUCCGCAUCCUCUGUGGCGAGUGGAUCGAGACCAUGUGGGACUGCAUGGAGGUGUCUGGGCAGUCACUGUGCCUGCUGGUCUUCUUGCUUGUGAUGGUCAUUGGCAACCUUGUGGUCCUGAACCUCUUCCUGGCUCUGCUGCUCAGCUCCUUCAGCGCAGACAACCUCACGGCCCCGGACGAGGACGGGGAGAUGAACAACCUGCAGCUGGCCCUGGCCCGGAUCCAGCGAGGCCUGCGCUUCCUCAAGCGGACCACCUGGGACUUCUGCGGGAAGGCGCCCCCGGCCCGCAAGGAGACCCGGUUCGAGGAAGGCCAGCGGCCAGGCCAGGGCCCCCCGGGGGAUCCGGAGCCCGUGUGCGUGCCCAUUGCCGUGGCUGAGUCAGACACGGAUGACCAAGAGGAAGAUGAGGAGAAUAGCCUGGGCACCGAGGAGGAGUCCAGCAAGCAGGAACCCCAGCCUGUGUCCAGCGGCCCAGAGGCCCUUCCGGAGCCCAGGGCCUGGAGCCAGGUGUCAGAGACCGCCUCCUCCGAGGCCGAGGCCAGGUGCAGUGAGACCCACGAGGACAGCUACUCCGAGGGGAGCACAGCAGACAUGACCAUCACCGCUGACCUCCUGGAGCAGACCCCUGACCUCGGCGAGGAUGUCAAGGACCCGGAGGACUGCUUCACCGAAGGCUGUGUCCGGCGCUGUCCCUGCUGCACGGUGGACACCACGCAGGCCCCAGGGAAGGUCUGGUGGCGACUGCGCAAGACCUGCUACCACAUCGUGGAGCACAGCUGGUUCGAGACCUUCAUCAUCUUCAUGAUCCUGCUCAGCAGUGGAGCUCUGGCCUUCGAGGACAUCUACCUGGAGGAGCGGAAGACCAUCAAGGUUCUGCUCGAAUACGCCGACAAGAUGUUCACUUACGUCUUCGUGCUGGAGAUGCUGCUCAAGUGGGUGGCCUACGGCUUCAAGAAGUACUUCACCAACGCCUGGUGCUGGCUCGACUUCCUCAUCGUGGACGUCUCGCUGAUCAGCCUGGUGGCCAACACCCUGGGCUUCUCUGAGAUGGGCCCCAUCAAGUCGCUGCGGACAUUGCGGGCGCUCCGGCCCCUGCGAGCCCUGUCCCGGUUCGAGGGCAUGAGGGUGGUGGUCAAUGCCCUGGUGGGCGCCAUCCCGUCCAUCAUGAACGUCCUCCUCGUCUGCCUCAUCUUCUGGCUCAUCUUCAGCAUCAUGGGCGUGAACCUCUUCGCGGGGAAGUUUGGGAGGUGCAUCAACCAGACGGAGGGGGACAUGCCUUUAAACUACACCCUCGUGAACAACAAGAGUGACUGUGAGUCGUUCAACAUGACCGGCGAGUUGUACUGGACCAAGGUGAAAGUCAACUUUGACAACGUGGGGGCUGGGUACCUGGCCCUGCUGCAGGUGGCAACAUUUAAAGGCUGGAUGGACAUUAUGUACGCGGCUGUGGACUCCAGGGGGUAUGAAGAGCAGCCCCAGUGGGAAUACAACCUCUACAUGUACAUCUACUUUGUUGUGUUCAUCAUCUUCGGGUCCUUCUUCACCCUGAACCUCUUCAUCGGCGUCAUCAUUGACAACUUCAACCAACAGAAGAAAAAGUUAGGGGGCCAGGACAUCUUCAUGACAGAGGAGCAGAAGAAGUACUACAACGCCAUGAAGAAGCUGGGCUCCAAGAAGCCCCAGAAGCCCAUCCCUCGGCCUCUGAACAAGUACCAGGGCUUCGUAUUUGACAUUGUGACCAAGCAGGCCUUUGAUGUCACCAUCAUGUUUCUCAUCUGCUUGAACAUGGUGACCAUGAUGGUGGAGACAGAUGACCAAAGCUUGGAGAAGAUCAACAUCUUGGGCAAGAUCAACCUGCUCUUCGUAGUCAUCUUCACGGGCGAGUGUAUCAUCAAGAUGGGUGCCCUGCGGCACUAUUACUUCACCAACAGCUGGAACAUCUUCGACUUCGUGGUUGUCAUCCUCUCCAUUGUGGGCACUGUGCUCUCGGACAUCAUCCAGAAGUACUUCUUCUCCCCAACACUCUUCCGAGUCAUCCGGCUGGCCCGAAUCGGCCGCAUCCUCAGGCUGAUUCGCGGGGCCAAGGGGAUCCGCACGCUGCUCUUUGCCCUCAUGAUGUCCCUGCCUGCCCUCUUCAACAUCGGGCUGCUGCUCUUCCUCGUCAUGUUCAUCUACUCCAUCUUCGGCAUGGCCAACUUCGCUUAUGUCAAGUGGGAGGCUGGCAUCGACGACAUGUUCAACUUCCAGACCUUCGCCAACAGCAUGCUGUGCCUCUUCCAGAUCACCACAUCGGCUGGCUGGGAUGGUCUCCUCAACCCCAUCCUCAACACGGGGCCCCCCUACUGCGACCCCAAUCUGCCCAACAGCAAUGGCUCCCGGGGGAACUGUGGGAGCCCAGCCGUGGGCAUCCUCUUUUUCACCACCUACAUCAUCAUCUCCUUCCUCAUCGUGGUCAACAUGUACAUCGCCAUCAUCCUGGAGAACUUCAGCGUGGCCACAGAGGAGAGCACUGAGCCCCUGAGCGAGGAUGACUUUGACAUGUUCUAUGAGAUCUGGGAGAAGUUCGACCCGGAGGCCACCCAGUUCAUUGAGUACACGGCCCUGUCCGACUUUGCCAACGCCCUGUCUGAGCCGCUGCGUAUCGCCAAGCCCAACCAGAUCAGCCUGAUCAAUAUGGACCUGCCCAUGGUGAGUGGGGACCGUAUCCACUGCAUGGACAUCCUCUUUGCCUUCACUAAGAGGGUCCUGGGGGAGUCCGGGGAGAUGGACGCCCUGAAGAUCCAGAUGGAGGAGAAGUUUAUGGCGGCCAACCCAUCCAAGAUCUCCUACGAGCCCAUCACCACCACGCUCCGGCGCAAGCACGAGGAGGUGUCGGCCACCAUCAUCCAGCGGGCCUUCCGGAGGCACCUGCUGCAGCGCUCCAUGAAGCACGCCUCCUUCCUCUUCCGCCAGCAGGCGGGCAGCAGCGGCCUCUCCGAGGAGGAUGCCCCUGAGCAAGAGGGCCUCAUCGCCUGCAAGAUGAAUGAGAACUUCUCCCAGCGCCUUGGCCCGCCCUCCAGCUCCUCCAUCUCUUCCACAUCCUUCCCCCCUUCCUAUGACAGUGUCACCAGGGCCACCAGUGACAACCUCCAGGUGCGGGUGUCUGACUACAGCCGCAGUGAAGAUCUCGCGGACUUCCCCGCAUCCUCAGACAGGGACCGAGAGUCUAUGGUGUGAGCCUCGCCCAGGCUGGCCAAGACACCCCGAAAGGCAGCCUGUUGCCUCGAGGCAAACCCAUGUGCAGCCAGAAGCCAGCACCUGCAGGGCCUUCUUUGUUUGGGGCUUCAGGAGUGAGAGAUGAGCCUCAGCCCCGUGGGUCGACAAGGCAGAGUUCUAUAGCACCCGCGUUGAUGGCUGGGAGCAGUUGGCCAUGCCCACCACUUGGGGCGGCCUGUCCCUGGAGACCCCCACUCAUACCAGUGGCCUGGUCUGGUCAGGCAACACCCUGGGGCUCUGAAAAGCAACCCCACCCCAGCUGCUGCGGCAAAAUAGAAAAUGAAGACUGUAUAUGUUGUGAAUGGCUUUCAUAAAUUUAUUAUAUUUGAUAUUUUUUUACUUGAGCAAAGAACUAACGUUUUUUUCCGUGGACCUGGGCAGCAACUCAAACUGCUCUUCCAAACUCUGCACAGGUGUGAACUGUUCCCAAAGGCUGCUGGGACUCAGUUCUCAAAGCAGAAGUGGGAUCGGUGUGGCUCCCACAGGCCUUCACUGCAGCAAGGGGGUCCCCUGCCACUCGGGCUGCAGACCAGGAGGGCUGAACCCCUCUUCUCACACACAUGUGCACACACAGGCCACACACCAGCUGCUCUCAGACGAGUGCCAGGGAGCCCAGCCCCAAGGAGACAGACCUUUCCUCCCAGCCCCACGUGGUGUCUUGUCAGCGGGGAGGGACUCCCUCCGGCCUUCCAUCGUCCCCAAGGUCCUGCUUUCCCCUGUGUUUUUAGGCAGGACCUAGUAGGACACACUGAAAAGUAGCCUCGCAGGGUCGGUUCUACAAAAGCAGAAGGCUUCCAGAAGAGAGGUCCCACGGCUGGUCCUGGGGGCCGAAGCUUGGCCUCUGUACGAGUAUUAACAUAAAACUGACGGGCCUGAGGGAGCCGGUCCAUCCGCAGCCUGGCACCCAGCUGUUCUUGCUCCCGAGCCUGGCAGACCCUGCCCACAGGCCGGGUAAAGAAGGCUGAGCACCGUGGGGUUGGGGCUAAGAAGCUCAACAGCCCUCGGCCCAUGUGAAGAGGGGAACCUGUUAUCAUGGCCAGAGUUCUCUUUCCGGACUUUCUCCCUCUAACCAUGGGGGCGAGGUGAUUCCUGUGUGGUCCCAGCUCCUCUCCAAACGCAGCCGUGGGAGUGGGGAGAGCAGCCUGGGUCCUAGGCAGGGGUGAGCAGGCCUGUCCCCGUGCCCUGGGUGGGGAAUGAACCCUGGGACCCCUUGGGAAGGGAGCAGUGUGGCCUUGGCCCAGCCCCUCCGGCUCAGCUUGGGGUCCUGGUGGCACCUGCACACAGGAUCUCCUGGGGGAGGGUCCAGGCUGUCCCACAGGUCUUGUCUGAAGGCUUUUUCAGGGAAAAACACUUUUUUCUAGUCCAGUAACCCCCCAGGGGCCUCUUCAGCUGCUGACAAUCCUAUUUAGCAUAUGCAAAUCUUUUCAUGUGGAGAGCUGUCACCCUGAGAGUGACAGCGUGGGCGGGUGGGCGGAGCCUGAGCAGGCAGGAGCUGGGCUGCCCCCUUCCAGCUCUCCAGCGAGGCCGCCCACCUCCGCGGGGCAUCCAACCUCACAGGCCGCCCGGGAAGCCGGACACGGGCUGCUCCCAACCUACCUCUCCGAGCUGUCAGAGGGCUGGACGUUCUGAGCUCAUGGCAGUGCCAGUGGCGUUGCCAGUGAGUCAAGUAUUACAAUUCUCCUUGUCACCCCAGCCCCAGCCCCACUCCACUCCAGUGAUUUCCUUCCUGCCCCUGCUCCCUCUGAGUCCAGCGCGGGACAAGGUUUGAACUGUCCCAGCGACACUCCUCCGAGUGGAAAUCUUAUUUUUGUAGAUCUCUGUGCUUUGCUCUCAGCCUUGGAGAGGAAUGCCUGCCGCGCCC